CAUUUUUUUUUCAGUCUCGAAGUUCCACCACCGUUUUUUUUCAGGAGAAAUUAAACGCAAUGUAAAUUUCUCCAAAAAUCAAUCCAAAGUGAAAAAUCGAUAUCAUUUCUCGCGCGAAUCGCGAAAAUGUCCUCGGACAGUGUGAACGCGCUAGUUGGCGAGCUGGUGCAGACGCUGGCUCGCGAUUUAGGCGGUAAGGCAUCCGAAUCGACGCUGAAACGGUGCAAAUCCGUAGCAUUUGGCAUUCUGCUGGGGAAGCGACUGGCCCUCGGGAAUGGCGACAGCGACUUGGAGCGGCAGCUUAUCGAGGACGAACCAAUUGAAAUGCUGCACUGUCAGUUGUUCCACAUGCAGCUGAGGGCACGGUACCGGUUCCAGAAGCGCCGAUGCGAGCAGUUCCAACAGCUGCUGGAUGAGCUGGAUCAAGGGGAGGGGAAUGCGCGGGAAGAGCUGCUAGAGCGGAAGGAGGUUUUGCAGUUUCUGUUGAUGCUGAGGGACUCUGUGCCGGAUGGGUGGGACAGAGCAGAAGAGAGUGGUUCCCUCCCGGGAGACAUGAUGCCAUCGAUGCAAUUGGGUCCGUACCCGAUCUUCCAACCGGACGACUUCCGGGCCAGUUCGAUGAACGUCGACGGUUUCCGGGGUGGAAGGUCUUCCAAUCCGUACUGUUUGAAAUCCACGAGUAUGGUCUUUUCGGAAAAUAUUACCAACCUGCUGGAGAAGACGGAAGGUGCUUCCAAAAAGGGGCAAAAUUUGCCUCGGAUCGAAACGAGCUACUUCAGCGAUCCGAUGGCGGAACUGGAUAGCUACCAGGGUCCCUUCCGGUACAACAUGAUGAAGGGUGUGGAACUGGAAGACGAUGAACAACUGUUGACCAGCUUCGAGAUAAUUCCUGCUGGGGAUGCCAGUGGAGAUUCGAAGACCAUUGCACCCAUAAGCUCCCCAAAGAAGCCGAUUUUCAACUUCAAUUGGGAGAACUUGGGCAACCGAUUCGUCCCGGUUCAGCGCCCAUUCGCAUCCGAAUGUAAUUCGGUGCUGCAUUUGAAAUCGCUUAAAGCGACUCGCUUCCAGAAACCGACCGAAAUUCGGAUAGUUCGGACCGAAGACUUCCUGCACGAUGUCAAAUUCCUGAUAACGGGAUUCAGUUCCCGGUGCUUCGAGUACGACGACGACAAUCGGUUCCGGAUGGUGGGUAACUUCACCGUCGAUGGCGUUUCUCCGGUGACAAUCAAAGCCGUCGUGGAUCAGUUUCUGGAGUUGGGGACCUGUUUCCGGCGGUUGCACAAGAUGACCAAGAAGAAUCCGUACAACUACGCAAUGAUUUUGGAGGGAUUCGUAUUUAAGGCGUUCUGUGACUGCGUGGAGCGCAUUCUGAGCUGCUUCCGGGUCGUGGUCACGUGUUACGAUGGGAAGUCGCUGCUUCAGUUGCAACGGAAUACCGAUCCCAUGAGGAAGCAGAUCCUAGCGCUGGCCAAGUUCUGCGGGAUUCAUCCCAAUUACGAAAGCGACAAAGAGUUCCCAACAGGUUCGGUCUUCCUGGAUCACCUGUACAAGGAAAUCAUCCACAUUACCAGUUCAGACGUUUCAACGUUUUUGCUGCACAUUCUGAAGCACUGUUGCAAUGCGUACUUCCUGCUGUUCCAGCAGUGGCUUUUCGGCGGUCAAUUGGGCGAUCCCAGCGGGGAGUUGUUCAUCUACUUUGUCGAUCACUACCGGCCGAAGACGAAGCAUUUUUUCGACAAAGCUUUCCUGAUUCGGCGCCAAGCGGUGCCGGGAUUCCUGAAGGGGUUCGAGGAGGACAUACUGCUAUGUGGGAAGUACACGAUGCUGCUGAAGGCGUUCAAGAAAUCGCACCCAAUCUUCUCAUUGAAGAUCCCCAAACUGGAGGUAUGCCUCUCAUACAGGGCGGUGGAUCGCCUGAAGGCUCGUUGGCUCCAAUACGUGGCCAAAGCACGGGACGUCUGUGGCCCAUCGCUGGCGGUUCGUGAGCUUUACGAGCGCAAGGAACGCGAACGGGAGGAAUUCCUACGCCAGGUGGAAGCCAACUUCCGUCGCAGCAUGGAGCAAUGGCGCCAGGAUCAGGAUGCUGAAGCGCUGGAGUUGCGCAAGAAAAAGGAGAGGCAGAUGGAAGAACUAUUGGGGCAUCUGAACGAGAUUCGGGAGAGCAAGCUGGCGGCUAAGAAGCAGGAGUUGGAACUGGAACAAAAGUAUCAACACGAAGGGUUGGAGUUCGAGAACCGUCGGUUGAUGGCGGAGAACUUGGAGCGAGAGAAGGCUGUGGAAGGGUAUAGGGAGUUGAAUCGCAUGAUGGAUGAGAAGGUGGAGAAGGCGGAGAGGGAGGUCGAGCGGUUGAAAGUUCAGUUGGCGGGUGUGGGAGGAUCUGGUGGGGAUAGUAGCGAUUUUGAGUCGUGCGUUGGGAGUGUUACGGAGGAUGAUGCAGGGUCUGUGUAUGAGGAUGCUCAAAAGAGCCCUCUCAGCGAUAAAAGUGAGGAUCGAACUGUGAAGGAGAUUACGGAGAGCGAUGUGGUGAAUAGUAACGAUGUGAUUAGCGAAAGUGAACAGAACAGGAAGCGAAUUUUGGGGUCGAACUUGGGUGAGUACUUAGCGGAAGAUCACGCAAAUGCGAAUAUUGAAGCGAUCAAGGAGACAGCGGCGGCAGGGCUGCGACAGAUGACUGAAGCGCAACGGAACAAAAUGAAGAUUAUGACGGAGGAGUUUGGUUUGCGAGAAGGAGUGGUGACCGCAGUGGAUAUCAACAGUAAUCAAACAGAGGAGCGUCACCGGAAUCGACAGCGGAUCUUGAUAAGCGAUUACACGAGUCGGGAAGAGGAAGAUCCGGUUAAGGCGAGUGGUGAAAUGACGGAGCUGCAGAAGAAUCGUAUCAAAAUAAUGAGUCAGGAGUACAAUGUGGUUGUGGAUGAUCACGAUCGUGGAUCGAAGAAGGAUAGGAAACCGGAGAUGUAUUUGAAUCUGGAAACAGAUCGUGCGAAGAACCGACGUCGGAUUCUGGAGUGCGAGUAUGAUAUAGUGACGGGUGCGCAGAACUUUGUCGAUACGCCGAUGUCGGUAGAUAGUGAUACGAUCAGCGAAGAUAUCCAGGUGCCGGUGAUCGUGAUCGAUGAUGUUCCGCAGGACGUGAACGCAAAUCCGAUUGCUGGAGAUGAUGGGCAAUUGAAGUUAGAUACGACGGCAGCACAAGAGAAGUUCAACGAGAGUCGGUUUGGUGUACCGGACACAGCGGUGUUGGCGAAGUUGACUCCGGAGAGUGGAUUGAUCUCAGCGGGACUGCAAGCAAAGCGAGGUUUUGAGUUCCCGAUAGUGCAGGAGGGAUCAGAAUUGGAGAUAAGGUCGGAAGCAAGCUACGAAGACGAUGAGAUCUAUCGGGAGUUCGUGGAAGCGAUGGAAAAACGGAACUUGAAUCUCUGCGAGUUACCGAGCAUGACGGGUGAUCUUGGAAAUGUGACAGAGCUUAAGGAAAUCGAUACUGAGCUGAGGAGUCUUGAUGUUUUAACCGUGACACGGUUCCUGCAGAGUUCGUUGGUCAUCCCGUUGAAGGCACACAUGGAAGUUGUGAAUAGUGAGAUCUUGAAGAUGUGUUUGAACGAUCUGGAUAUCCUAGGUCACUUUGAAAGCUUGAGGAACUACUUCCUGCUGAUGGACGGAGAGUUCUCUUGUUAUGUUUGUGACAAUAUAUUCAAGAUGCUGGAGGAGGUGAGAAGUCCGGAUGAGCUUUUGAACUACCAAACUCUACAUACGAUCUUGGACUCGGCGUUGUGUUCCAGUGCUGCCGGAGCAGAUAAAAAUGCCGAUAGGUUGUCGUUUAACGUGGAGCUGAUUCCGGAACGGUUUGAUUUGUACCAUCCGAAUGUGGUUAGCAUGCUGAAUCUGAGCUAUCGCGUGGAGUGGCCGUUGAACUUGAUUCUGAAUCCGGAAACCAUCGAGCAGUAUACCAACAUCUUCAAAUACCUAGUUAAGGUUCGAAGGGUUAGUUUUGUGCUAGGAAAGUCAUUCCAGUUACUCAAGGAAGCACAUAAACAGUUUGGAAAGCAGAUGUUGCUGUCGCCGCAGUACAGCCGUGUUCAAUUGAUCUCACAUAAACUUUCACAUUUGGUCAAUGCGCUGAAGAACUACAUCACAAGCAGUGCUCUGCAGGCUUCAUGGGAAACCUUCCGAAAGGAUCUGGAAUCGGCUGAAUCGAUGGAAGAUCUGUAUCGUAAACAUACAAGCUACAUCAAAAGGAUUCUGUUUCUGUGUUUGCUGAACAAGAAGAGUGUCGAAUUCUACAACAACGUGGAGGAGAUCUUCAAGGUCGUUUUGCGCUUCUACAAGCACCUUAAAUCCAAACCUUGGAAACCGCAGGAUAAGUCUAGCCCCAAUUCGCUCUACGUGCACCCUAAAUAUGCCCAAAUCUUGGAUGACGAAAGCGACUUUGAGAAACUGAUCAAGUACACGAUCUACUUGGGAAACAAGAUGUACGAUCAUGGUUACCAGAAAGAGAUCUACGAGUUCAUCAGCGUGAUCAACAUCAACGGAUACUAUGGGCCUGUAGAUGGGCAGUGAUUGUGACGCCUCUCUCUGUGUCAUCAAGUUCCUUAGCUACCUACUGCUAUUGAUCGGUAAGUGAUAAUCUCUAAUCUGUGUUGAUCUGUUCGCUUCUACUCGAAUCGAGUGCUUUCGAUAAGAUAAGCAUGGCACUAAUUGAAUCCACCUAUGUUAAUAGUAAAUACCAUUGUUGUUACAUAUUACUGAUAGCAAUAAGAAAACUUGUUACUGACUCUACUGAAACGUUUCUCACCGGCAAUGUGAUCCAUAUCGCGGUCGGGAGAACAUCAAGCUCCCUUCCAAACGCUGACCGUUCAAUGUACCUUUAUCAUUAAUCAAAGAAAAGGGAAAGAUAUGUACACUUGAAUGUAGGCCUCUAUUUAAGUACAUCAAUCGAAUCAAGUACGCGCUA
Messenger RNA from Aedes aegypti (yellow fever mosquito), 4951 nucleotides. It is a transcript of the gene Grip163, whose product is annotated as gamma-tubulin complex component 6. The transcript has 4 exons. Gene Ontology annotation, biological process: cytoplasmic microtubule organization; spindle assembly; meiotic cell cycle. Lineage: Eukaryota; Metazoa; Arthropoda; Insecta; Diptera; Culicidae. Gene Ontology annotation, cellular component: equatorial microtubule organizing center; gamma-tubulin complex; centrosome. The record is from RefSeq and is a predicted model, not a curated record. Gene Ontology annotation, molecular function: gamma-tubulin binding; microtubule minus-end binding. Bases 127 to 4557 code for a protein of 1476 amino acids.